AUGUCCGACAGCGUCCGCUGCAAACUGUUUCACUAUAUCGAAGAUCUGCGAGAUGAUGAAGUGAAGAAAUUUAAGAUGCACCUUGAAGAAUAUCCAGUUGAGGAAGGCUUCAAACCCAUUCGGCGCAGUAAGACUGAGAAGGCAGAUGCCACUGAGCUGUCACGGCUCAUGGUCACGACAUUUGAUGAGGACAAGGCAGUUGAGGUGGCCACCAACAUCUUUGACCGAAUAAACAGGAAGGAUCUGUCGGCAAAAGUCAGAAAAGAGAUGCCAUUAUAUUUUCAUCAAGUUAAAAAACCUUUGACCAAGGAGGAAAAAAGAAAGAAGGACGAAAAAAUGCAAGCGAAUCUCGUUGACAGAUUUUGUGGGACUCAAAAGAAAGUGGAGAUUGUGUUGGAUCCUAAGACUGCCUACCCUGCCCUCAUCCUUUCUGAAGAUCGGAAAAGUGUGCAUUUGGGCACCCAUGCCCAGUCUCUUCUUGAUAACCCUGAGCGCUUCAAUUUUUCUCCAUGUGUCCUGGGAGCAGAAGGAAUUGAUUCUGGGACUGUGGAAUGGGUGGUGGAAGUGGGCAAGGCCAAGGAAUGGGCCAUAGGUAUUGUCCGGAAAUCAGCAGAGAGAAAGUGGCGGCCGUAUGUCACAGCUACCGAAGGCUAUUGGGUGCUGAACCUGAAUGGGGGAGAAUAUGUGGCUUCCACCACACCUUCUACCAAACUAAUACUGUGGAAAUCUCCAAAACGGAUCAAGGUACACCUGGAGUAUGAUUUUGACAUUCUUUCCUUUUCUGAUGCUGACUCCAUGGAGCAUCUCUUCACCUUCAACUGUCCUUUCUCCGAGGUUGUGUUUCCCUUUUUCCAGGUCUGGGACAAAGAGAUCCCCCUGACAAUCUGUCCUUGUGAUUCAUAGGCGCUCAUUCUCAAGAAAUACACACCUUGCUUAGUUUGGGGUCAAUCUAAUUGAAGUUCAGGGAAUAUACUUCUGAGUUGGCAUAGGAUCACAUAGUAAUCUUCUGGCUUGAUCUCUUGUUUCGUUUUGGAUUAUCUCGGCAUAUCUCAUCGAGUCAUUCCAAAG
Messenger RNA from Anolis sagrei ordinatus, 1068 nucleotides. The record is from RefSeq and is a predicted model, not a curated record. Lineage: Eukaryota; Metazoa; Chordata; Lepidosauria; Squamata; Anolidae.